UCUAUGGGGUACACAGAUUUUAUAUGUAAUUUUACUUUUCUGGUUCCAUAAAUAUGCAGCACAACUAGCAAUUAUGUAUAAUCUCACUUGAGUAAUCCAUUUUCCACUUAAGUUGACUUUCAUCUCCAAGUUCUGAAAUGUCACUUCCACUUCCAUUCCGCACUUUCUUCUUGUUGAAUGUCCUCUCCGCUCUGUUCUUUCCCAAUCCAACACUGCAGACAGCUCUGGUAACACCCAUUUCCAAAGACAAAUCCACCAAUCUCUUCACCCUCUCCGUCUUCCUAAAAACUCCUCUUCGCCCCACCAAACUGUACCUCGAUCUCGGCUUCUUAUUCCCCUGGACGGUCUGCGACGCCAACUAUAACUCUUCCUCUUUCCGCGAAAUCACCUGCGACCCCGCUUUCUGCGCCACACUCGGAUUCGGAGGACUCUCCUGCAACAAUUGCACCGACUUCAAUCCUCCAAACCCUAAUUGCGUACCCGCCAAUUUGGUUUGCGGUUCUUUCCCUGAAAACCCAGUCACCAUACGCGCUACUUCAGACGUCGUCCUCAUCGACACGCUCGCAUUACCAACCACUCCGGGCCCGGGCCCAGGCCCAUUCGUUCUCCUCCCCAACUACACCUUCUCUUGCGCUCACUCCACACUACUCAAGGGUCUACCCAAAAAUGUAAUGGGCCUAGCCGCGUUGGGCCGGUCCAAUCUCUCUUUCCAGGGUCAGAUCAGCGCUGCUCUUUCCUCUCCGCGUUGCUUUGCGCUUUGCUUUCCCGCGUCUUCAAAAACUCCAGGUGUCGCUUUCUUCGGCUCCACUGGGCCCUACUAUGUUUUUUCUUCUCCUUCUUCCAAAAUUGACCUCUCUAAAUCGCUUAUUUACACUCCCCUCAUUCUCAACCCCGUUGGCGUUGGAGACACCGUUAUCACCUACGGCGGUAAUCCCCCGUCUAAUCAACACUUCAUUGGUUUGACUUCUAUUAAAAUCAACGGCAAUAAUGUUCCCAUCAAUGCAUCUUUGUUGACCAUUAAUCAGGACGAUGGUUUCGGUGGGACUAAGAUCAGCACCGCUACUCCUUACACUGUGUUGGAGUCUUCCAUUCACAAAGCGUUCACGGAGUUAUUCGUGAAGGAAGCUUCUUCCCCUGCUUUCAACCUCACCGUAACUGUCCCUGCGAAGCCGUUUAAUGUGUGCUACCCUGCGGGAGACCUCACGGUAACGCGUGUGGGUCCCCUGGUGCCGACAGUUGAUCUCGUGCUGCAUGCGCACGAUGUGUUUUGGAGAAUCUCGGGAGGCAAUUCGAUGGUGAGGGUUAGGAAUAAAAGGAAGGGCGUGGAUUUGUGGUGUUUGGGUUUUGUGGACGGUGGGGUUAAUAAGAAAACUCCAAUCGUAAUCGGAGGGAAGCAGCUGGAAGAUAAUCUUGUUCAGUUUGAUCUUGAAUCUAACAGAUUGGGAUUCACGUCUUCGCUCUUGUCUCGCUCGCUCUCGUGUGCUGAUUUCAACGUCACUGAUUUCGCAGAUAACGGAAAAUAG
Messenger RNA from Gastrolobium bilobum, 1523 nucleotides. Its product is annotated as probable aspartic proteinase GIP1. The transcript has a single exon. NCBI's taxonomy places the organism in Eukaryota, Viridiplantae, Streptophyta, Magnoliopsida, Fabales, Fabaceae. Gene Ontology annotation, biological process: proteolysis. Bases 138 to 1523 code for a protein of 461 amino acids. The record is from RefSeq and is a predicted model, not a curated record. Gene Ontology annotation, molecular function: aspartic-type endopeptidase activity.